UUAUGGCAGAGCAUAAAUCAGUCAAGUGGGUCGACUUGAAUAUUACAAGACGCUUCAGGAACUAUCCCUCCAAACGCUGGGGUCAAGGAAUGGCAGCCACAGAAGACUCUAUCUAUAUUAUUGGUGGUUAUAAUGGGUCAUAUUUGAGAGAUAUUUGGAAAAUGAACUUCAGAGAUUUCAAACUAACUCAGCUAAGUAUCACUCUUCCCCAUGAGCUAAGGAGAUCAAACCACUCAGUUGUGUAUUAUCCUAAGGAUAAGUGAAUUUAUAUUUUCGGAGGCAGCUGAUCACGCACCAAGAGAUACAAUGAUGUUUAUUGAUUCGAUACCAUGACAUAUGAUCUUUACCCAGUCGAAAUCACAGGACCUAUUCCUUGUAAAAGAACUUACCAAGCAGCUUGAAUCGUCGACAAUUUUAUGGUUGUAGUUGCCGGAGAAGGAGAUGCUCUGCUGAACGAUAUAUGGAUGCUCAACUUAGAUACUAAAUAAGUGGCAUUGUCCAGAAGUUGACUUGAUGAACUGCAAAGAGUUUCCACUCAGAAGAUUUCAUACAGUGACAUCCAUUGACAGCGAAUUCUACAUCAAGCAAGAUGAUACAGUUUCGGACUGUGAAGAGCUUCCUCAAAAGAAACUCAUUUUGUUCGGGGGAUGCUCCCAAGACUACACACUGAUAGAAAGCAUGUUCGAAAUCGACCUGACUGAAAUAAUCAACUCCACAAAUAUUAGUCGCUUUGAAGAAACCAAGGAUAUGAGUUUUGACUCAGAGAGAACAGACUCAAAAGAUUACUCAAUGGAGAGAGAAGACUCAACUCCAGCCUUCUUUAAGAUUGCCACGCAGAAGGAGAUCAAUGGAAGAUCGCUAGCUUGGAAAUUCGAUACACCAAAGAGAAAAUUCAGACGGUGAAGAAAACUCAGAAACUGCCGAGAUAAUCCAUUUGCUGAUAUAGAUUUGGAGAAUUCGCCAAUGCAAAUGUCUGAAAGUUCAGGAAACUCUGCUAAGAUCAGAGUGAGAGAGAUCAAGUUCCCUCAUAUCAGACAUACCUAUAGAUGGGGCCACUCUUGAUCAUAUUUUGAAGGAAGACUCUAUGUCUUUGGAGGAAGGAGAAACUCAGACAGAAAUGAUCUCCUCAGUUUUGACUUGAAUACUGAAAGAUGGGAAGAUGUCCAGUCUUUUAAUAAUGAAACAUACUUCUCGAAUAUUCAUCCAAGAAGAAGACACUCAGCAGCAUUUCUAGGAAACCAACUUGUCAUCUUUGGUGGUUUCAAUGAUGAAUUCCAUGAUGAUAUGUUCUACUGUCAGUUUGUCAGAGAGUCUGAUGCGUCAAAAGAAGAUGUAAACUAUCUCUCAGAUACUCUCAAAUGAGUAAAUAAUCCAUUCAGAUCAGACUUAAAUUUCAUCUUGCCAUCAAGAGAGAAUUCUAACAACAUGAUUGUUUACUCUCAUACUUUCAUGUUUAUUUAUAAGCUGCUCAACAUUGUUGACGAAGUGGGAUGUGAGUACCCAAAGAUCUUGAACCUUAUCAUUGAAAAAUCCCAAGAGUCCUCUGACACAAACCCAAUAGCCAUAAUGUUGCCUGAAGAAGUUGAAAAAGACUCAUUGAUCUUUCUGUUAGAGUUCAUUUACAUCAAGAAGAACACAGCUUUUAUCAACCCGCCUUUGAUCCGCAAGGUGCGAGAUUUGUGAAUAAUCCUAGAACUUGACUUCAUGAUUCCUCUGAUCACGAAGCAGUACAGAGAGAUUUACGAAGAAGGCUCUACUCAUAAUCUAAACCUUAAUAAAAGGAGACAUUGUAAAAACAUUAGUUCUUUGUCAACUCAUUUAUAUGAUAUUGAGAUUAAAGUCGAAAACAAGACAUUCAAGAGUUGCUCUGUCUUUCUAGCCUGCCGAUCCGAGUACUUUAAGAAUCUACUUGCAGGUGAGUUUUGAGAGUCAAGAAGCAGAGAGAUUACGCUUAGUAAUACUUCAGCUGAACAUUUCUCAGAGAUUUAUGACUAUAUUAUGACAGGUAAAAUGAAUCUGACCGAGAAGUCACCCAAGUAUAUCAACCAGGUUAUUAAACAGGCAAGUUACUUCAUGCUACCCAACAUGAUCGAGAAGUGAGUAAACAGAUAUAUCUCUGAUUUCACUUGCCUUGACUUCUACCUGCUUUCUCUCAAACUCAGCAUGAAGAGCGUAAUGGACACGACACUAGAGUAUAUGAUGCUCAAUGGUGACUCAAUUUUUGAGAAUAAGAAGAUUGAAGAAAGAUUUUCUCAAAAGAUCCCAGAAGACUGUAAAGACACUCUAGCUGCAGAUCUAUACUCAAAAACAAGCGAGAACUUAGUCUUAGUUGCUGAUACUAUCUUCAAGAAGAAAAAUCAAGAUCAGGUGGCUCAUCCAUUCUCAGAUGAAUCAUUAUAAGCUCCUCUGAAUCAGUGAUUGUGUUAGAAAAUAUGCUGAUCAACGAUCUCUCAGAAACCACUUAAUUCUCAGUAAUCAAAUAUUUGUCUCAACUUCA
Moneuplotes crassus is the source of this 2497-nucleotide messenger RNA. Lineage: Eukaryota; Ciliophora; Spirotrichea; Euplotida; Euplotidae. The record is from the annotation of a GenBank genome assembly.